GAAUUACAAUAGCAUAAGAGCUGCAUUAUAAUAAUUACAAUAUAUUUCACACUUAUAAGACAAAAUAUAAAACUAUCAGCCCAGUUCACUGCUUUCUGUUCGGGAUUCUUUUGGUUGGCUGUGAUGCAAAAGAGGGAUUCGGGUGAUGUCACAUCAAAACACCACAGGAAACCCGAAAAGAACGCCAGUGACGGCUGUAAAACUCUGUUUUUAUUCUAAUUACUUUAUUCAUGUAUUUAUUCAAAUAUUUUUUUCUAGAAUGGUAAAAUAUUUUGUACAGCAUAUUUUAUUUUAUUUUCCUUGAAUUAAAUAAGAGUAAGAAAGGAAAUAAAAAUAAAGAAACUAAAAAAGGUUUAUCCGAACAAACACAAAGAAAUUAAAAACGUGAUAAUUAAAUUUGGUCAGAAAGUUUUAGUGCGUAAGCUUUUAGUGCAAACUAUUUUUUCCCCUAGAUUAACAGUAACAACAACAUAAGUUGGUGACAAAGGCGAAUUUAUUAUGUUUUAACUGAGUUUCUAACUAACUCUAGCUAGUCUGGAGAUCAAUUUUAAUGUCAAAAAUUCUAAAUAUUGGAUAAUUGCAAUAAAUAUGAACUCAAUAAUCAACUCUCUAAAGUAAAGGGGUACGUUAGAGCUUAUGACGGCAAGUGUCUCACUUGCCGUCAUGAGCUCCCACCCUCGCUUCCUGCUUAACUUUGACGAUGGCGCUAGCAUCUGGUGCAAUCUGGACGAAGUCCGACGCGUACCGCUUCGACGAGAGCAAGUUGGUUGUAUGGUGUGGGGCCGCUGGUCAGAUGGGCGCUACUUCCUCGGGCGCGUAACUGACGUGAGAGAUGGCAAGAUCCAUGUGACCUUCGACGAUGGCGACAACAUAUCACAUGACCUUGGUGACGUAAGCGCGGUGAUCGUGGACCUUGUACCCAACCCCACGCACGUGCCAAUCGGUGCACGAGUGAUCGCCGCAUUCGAGGGGCGUUGCCAUUACUAUAAAGGGCGUGUGACGCAGAUAGAUUCGACCAAUCCGUAUGCGCCUCGUUAUCACGUGACUUAUGACGAUGGGGACAAGGGCUGGGUGAACUGCGACAAAGUGAGGCUUCUGCCCAUGCGUGCGGAUGAAGUUGGGGCGCGUGUUUACGCUCGGUGGACCAAUGGCCAGUUCUACCUCGGCACCGUGGAACGCGUGGGCCACAAGAUCGAGAUCAAGUACGACGAUGGAGAUCGUAUUGCGCAUGACCCAAGUGACAUCACGGCUGCUGUCAUUCUCGACAGUACCCCCAACCCAGGCUCUGUUGGCCGCGGCACCCGUGUUAUCGCUGCGUGGCCUGGAAAAGAGAAGUACUACCUGGGAACGGUUGACGCCGUCAACAAAGAUCAGAUGUAUGAGCCUCAAUAUCAUGUUAAAUAUGACGAUGGUGACGAGAGUUGGGUGACUGUGAAUCAACUGAGGGUUAUCCCCGCCCCUGGACCGGCCCCUGAAUCCCAGUUUAUGGUCGUCCAGAUUGGAGCUGAUGUGGUCGCACUGAACAGUAUUGCACAUCCCCAUUUCUACCUUGGCCUUGAGGGAGGUUAUCUCCGCGGGAAGUGGUUUGAUACGUACUGUCACUUCUACUUGCGAGAGGCUCCAAAUCAAUUCAUGUCAUUGGAACCCUGUAUGUUGCCAGGACAACAUGUCGGUGUUGAUAGCAAGGGAAGCGUGAUGCCCCCUGCGUCAGUGUAUGCAGGAACUGAGCCUGCAAUGUUUGAGGUCAAACUACUGUUCAGCCCCUAUGGUCAGACAUACAAAGCAAACCACUCCCAAGGUGGAUACCCUCAGCCAGGAGGUCAAUUUCCCCCAGGCGGGUACCCUCAGCCAGGAGGUCAAUUUCCCCCAGGGGGGUACCCUCAGCCAGGAGGUCAAUUUCCCCCAGGGGGGUACCCUCAGCCAGGAGGUCAAUUUCCCCCAGGGGGGUAUCCACAGCCUGGAAUUCAUCCUCCCCCAGAGCAUGGUGGAUACCCUCCUCCAGGGGGCUACCCUGGCUAUGGAAGUGCUCCACCACCAUACUAGACAUGUGAGAUGCUAAUGAAGGAAGGAAAAAUGGAAAGAUGGAUAUGAUUUACUAUAAUUGAAAUAAUAAACAGUAUUCAAAGAAACUAGAAGACUCUUCAAAAUCUGAUUGACCUUAGAAUAUAUUUUAUUAAAAGUAAAAUUUGAUUGAGACAAUAAAUGAGAAAAAUAUGCAAUCACAAAAUGUUUGUUUAUGUAAAGAUUAAAUUGAAUAAAAAUUAUUUCAAUGC
Molecule: messenger RNA, 2273 nt
Organism: Nematostella vectensis (starlet sea anemone)
Lineage: Eukaryota; Metazoa; Cnidaria; Anthozoa; Actiniaria; Edwardsiidae
Exons: 7
Coding region: 637-2043 (468 amino acids)
Biological process (GO): positive regulation of transcription by RNA polymerase II; DNA damage checkpoint signaling
Cellular component (GO): nucleus
Molecular function (GO): histone binding
Source: RefSeq, a predicted model, not a curated record